Molecule: messenger RNA, 1289 nt
Organism: Drosophila willistoni
Lineage: Eukaryota; Metazoa; Arthropoda; Insecta; Diptera; Drosophilidae
Gene: Dnz1
Product: palmitoyltransferase ZDHHC3
Exons: 3
Coding region: 370-1197 (275 amino acids)
Biological process (GO): protein targeting to membrane; peptidyl-L-cysteine S-palmitoylation
Cellular component (GO): Golgi apparatus; endoplasmic reticulum
Molecular function (GO): protein-cysteine S-palmitoyltransferase activity
Source: RefSeq, a predicted model, not a curated record
UAAUAUAAAAUAAAUGACAGUUUCAAGCGUAAGAAAAUGUAUUAUAAUAUUUAAACGCGCUGCAACCGCAAGUAAUAGAUGAUUUAAUAAAUUAAAAAGGGUAAAUGUGCAAUAGUUAAUUUAAAAAACGUCAAAUAAGCUUGUUUAGCUCAGAAAGAAACCCAAAAGACAGCUACUAAAAGCGAGAAAGAGAGCGCAACAAUUUGUAUUUUUAGUUGUAUGUAGUGAAGGGGGUUGGCGAGGUGUGGUGAGGUGGUGAAGACGAGAGGGCAAGCAAACCCUUUCGAUUUUUAAUUGAAUUAAAUCCAAAAAGUCUACCACAAAAUAUCGAACUCUAUAGAGAGGACGUAGACGUGGAAUCGAAGAGGAAUGGUUUUUAUACGGGAUCCUUGUGGCAUCGCCUGUCUAAUUGUGACCUAUGGAGCUGUUUUCUAUGCCGACUAUGUUGUCAUGCGUUGGAUUAUCCUUACAACAAUGCCAGUCAGCAUUUGGGCGCCCUUUCAUGUGGUGCUCUUCAAUACGGUUGUCUUCCUGUUGGGCAUGUCUCAUGCCAAGGCUGUCUUCUCUGAUCCGGGCAUUGUGCCAUUGCCAGCUAAUCGUAUAGAUUUCUCUGACAUGCAUACCACAAACAAAAAUAAUCCCGCUGGCAAUGGCCAUAGUAGCGAGUGGACUGUCUGCACCCGUUGUGAGACAUAUCGACCGCCUCGUGCCCAUCAUUGUCGAAUUUGCAAGCGUUGUAUUCGUCGGAUGGAUCAUCAUUGUCCAUGGAUCAAUAAUUGCGUGGGCGAACGUAACCAAAAAUACUUUCUACAAUUUCUUAUUUACGUUGGCAUCUUAUCUCUCUACUCACUGGUCCUAAUUGUGGCCUCAUGGGUGUCUCCAUGCGAGGAAUGCAAUCAAAACGUGAUUGAAUCUCAGCUAAGAAUGAUUCACUCGGUCAUUUUGCUGUUGGAGUCCGCAUUAUUCGGACUCUUUGUAACCGCCAUAAUGGUAGAUCAAUUGCACGCCAUUCUGUACGAUGAGACAGCCGUGGAGGCGAUACAACAGAAGGGUACCUACAGGCCCAAUCGACGUAAAUAUCAACUACUGGCCGAUGUGUUUGGACGCGGUCAUCCGGCUUUAUGGCUAUUGCCGUGCACCAGUUUAAAUCAUGCAUCCCGCUACCAUGACACUCCUCUACUUAGUCACGAUGUCUAAGAGAGGGUUGUGUCCAUGUGUAUAGGACAUAUAUAUACAUACGUUCCGAUUUCAACUCCAUUAAAUAACACUUUUUUGUUAAUAGCUUUUAA